Messenger RNA from Chara braunii, 729 nucleotides. The record is from the annotation of a GenBank genome assembly. Lineage: Eukaryota; Viridiplantae; Streptophyta; Charophyceae; Charales; Characeae.
GCAAUGGCCAGCGCUGCGGUGGAGAGCGAUGGCGCACCGAUGGAGAGCGAUGGCGCAGCGAUGGAACGCGUUACAAUGCAGCAAUAGCUAUAGCGAUGGCAACAAUGGAACAGCGAUGCCGAUGGCGCACCGGUGGAGAGCGAUAGCGCAGCAAUGGCGCAACGAUGGAAUAGCGAUAGCGAUGGCGCACCGAUGGAGAUCGAUGGCGCAGCGAUGGAACAGUGAUAGCGAUGGCAGCGAUAGCGAUGGCGCACCGAUUGAGAGAUGGUGCAGCGAUGGAACCAGCGUAGCAAUGGCAGCGAUAACGAUGGCGCAGCGAUGGAACCAGCGUUGCGAUGACGGCGAUAACGAUGGCGUAGCGAUGGAACCAGCGUUGCGAUGGCAGCGACAACGAUGGCGUAGCGAUGGAACCAGCGUUGCGAUGGCAGCGAUAACGAUGGCGCAACGAUGGAACCAGCGUUGCGAUGGCAGCGAUAACGAUGGCGCAGCUAUGGAACCAGCGUUGCGAUGGCGCAAUGAUGGCCAGCGCUGCGAUGAGAGCGAUGGCGAUUGUCAGCGCUGCGAUGGUCAGGCGAGUGCGACGGCUGCGAUGGGGGAUAUAGCUUUGUGUCGCGAUGGCGAUGAGCUAAGCGCAUCGAUGGCAAUGGUGCAUGGCGAGCGUUGGCGAUGGCGAUGAGCUAAGCGCAUCGAUAGCGAUGGUGCAUGGCUAAGCGCAUCGAUAUCCAACGU